Molecule: messenger RNA, 547 nt
Organism: Podarcis raffonei (Aeolian wall lizard)
Lineage: Eukaryota; Metazoa; Chordata; Lepidosauria; Squamata; Lacertidae
Product: gastrin/cholecystokinin-like peptide
Exons: 3
Coding region: 105-440 (111 amino acids)
Cellular component (GO): extracellular region
Molecular function (GO): hormone activity
Source: RefSeq, a predicted model, not a curated record
GCCAACAAGCCUUUAAGAAGGCACCUCACUGCUUUGGAGAAGAAGAGAGAAUCCUGUUGAGACAGAAGCAGAGCACUGACGGAGGACGCCCGACAGUUCCAGGCAUGCACACCAAGGUACUUACCAGCCUGCUGCUGACCACCUUCAUAGCCACAAGCCUCUUAAGAUCUGUGUCCACAUCCUAUCAGGGGGGUGGCAGGCUCAGCAGGCAAGCCAAGGCUGGACCACAACAGGAGAAGAUGCAGAGGAGCAGCAGUGGCGGUCCCAUCCGCAGGGAGUGGCCAGGACAUCUGUCUGAGGACCAGAAGGAUUUGGUUGCCCAGUUCCUGCCUUACCUCCGUACAGAAUUUGCUGGCAGAGUGCAGGACCCAGAGGCUCAUUACCCCAGCUGGAUGGACUUUGGACGGCGAAGCUCUGAGGACUUGGAAGGAGAAGCCUAAGUGACCCGUUUCCCAGGCCAAUCCAAGCGGGGAAGGAAGAGGCAGCAAUGCAGAUUCUAAAGUUUUGAGCGUUUUGUAAAUGUCCAGACCUGUUCCUCUCGCGUGUC